AUGGGGAUCUCCACGGUCAUCCUUGAACUAUGUCUUUUACUGGGUCAAGUUCUAUCUACAGAACCCAGCGUGGUACUUUGCACCACCAAGAACCUGAUGGAAGACUUGGCUCACCCUGGCCGGGAUGGAGCCAACGAGGGCUCCAGGCACAACCAGGCUCUCAGGUGGAAGUGGGUGUGGCUAGGACCUCUCAUUUGGCCUUGUUUCUUUGUACUUUCAGCAACAGCAGUGACAACAGCAGACCCGGCAGAAACUUGGAGGAUAACUGAAUUUUCAACAAAUGCUGGAAACUCUGCCCCAGUUAGUGCUUCAAAUGAUUUGGCCCUGAGGCUAGUGAAUGGAAGUGACCGGUGUCAGGGCCGGGUAGAGGUCCUGUACCAAGGCGCCUGGGGCACUGUGUGUGAUGACUUCUGGGACACCAAUGACGGCACUGUGGUCUGUAGGCAGCUGGGCUGUGGCUGGGCCGUGUCAGCCCCAGGAAAUGCCCGCUUCGGCGUGGGCUCAGGGUCUAUUGUCCUGGAUGAUGUGCGCUGCUCAGGAUAUGAGUCCCACCUGUGGAACUGCCCCCACAACGGCUGGCUGUCCCAUAACUGCGGACACAAUGAGGACGCCAGUGUCAUCUGCUCAGGUUUGCCACUGAGGCUGGUGAAUGGAGGUGACCGGUGUCAGGGCCGAGUGGAGGUCCUGUACCAAGGCUACUGGGGCACCGUGUGUGAUGACAGCUGGGACACCCGGGACGCAGAUGUCGUCUGUCGGCAGCUCAGCUGUGGCCAUUCCGUGUCGGCCCUGGGCGGGGCCCACUUUGGACAGGGCUCGGGCAACAUCCUCUUGGGUGCUGUGGACUGCUUCGGAUGGGAGCCCUACCUGUCUCGCUGUCCCCACAGUGGAUGGUACAACCACGAAUGUGGCCACAGGGAAGAUGCUGGUGUCGUGUGCUCAGGACCUGAUUCAAGUUUGGCCCUGGGGCUGGUGAAUGGAGGUGACUAGUGCAGGACCCAUACUGACACUAGUGCCCAUAGGAGCACUAUGUGUGAUGACCACUGGGAUGCCAAUCAUGCCAAUGUGGUCUUGAGAUGUGGCUGAGCCACUUUGGCCCCAGGAAAUGCCCAGUUGGGCCAGAGCUCAGGGCCAAUUGUCCUGGACAGUUAUGUCCUCUUUCCCUCAGGUACUGAGGCCACAUUGCCAGCAAUCACAGGUUGGCAGCACCCAACGACUGUGAUCUCUGGAUCUGGUUCCCCCUUGGCCCUAAGGCUGGUGAAUGGAGUUGACCGCUGUCAGGGCCGGGUGGAGGUCCUGUACCAAGGCUCCUGGGGCACCGUGUGUGACGACAGUUGGGAUACCAACGAUGCCAAUGUGGUCUGCAGGCAGCUGGGUUGCGGUUGGGCCACAUCAGCUCCAGGAAGUGCCUGGUUCGGCCAGGGCUCAGGGCCGAUUGUGCUGGAUGAUGUGGCCUGCUCAGGGCAUGAGUCCUACCUGUGGAGCUGCCGCCACAGUGGCUGGCUGUCCCAUAACUGUGGACAUAGUGAGGAUGCUGGUGUCAUCUGCUCAGGAGACACAGCAGAGACUGAGUUUUCCUGUUUCUCUGGAGGCUCUGAUUCUGGGUUGGCUCUGAGACUGGUAAAUGCAAGUGACCACUAAGGCCGGGUGGAGGUCCUGUACCGAGGCUCCUGGGGCACCGUGUGUGACGAUGGCUGGGAUACCAACGAUGCCAAUGUGGUCUGCAGGCAGCUGUGCUGUGGGUGGGCUAGGUCAGCCCCAGGAAAUGCCUGCUUUGGCCAGGGCUCAGGGCUCAUUGUGCUGGACGACGUGGCCUGCUCAGGGCACGAGUCUUACCUGUGGAGCUACCGCCACAACGGCUGGCUGUUGCAUAACUGUGGACACAGUGAGGACGCUAGUGUCAUCUGCUCAGGAGACACAGCAGAGACUGAGUUUUCCUGUUUUUCUCCAGGCUCUGACUCUGGGUUGGCUCUGAGGCUGGUGAACGGAGGUGACCACUGUCAAGGCCGUGUGGAGGUCCUGUACCGAGGCUCCUGGGGCACCGUGUGUGACGACGGCUGGGACACCAAUGAUGCCAACGUGGUCUGCAGGCAGCUGGGCUGUGGUUGGGCUAGUUCAGCCCCAGGAAAUGCCCGCUUCGGCCAGGGCUCAGGGCCCAUUGUGCUGGACAAUGUGGCCUGCUCAGGGCACGAGUCUAACCUGUGGAGCUGCCGCCACAACGGCUGGCUGUCGCAUAACUGUGGACACAGUGAGGAUGCUGGUGUCAUCUGCGCAGCUUCCCAGGCCCAGUCCACGCCCAUGCCAGAUUGGUGGCAGACAACACCUCCUGUCACUGGCUCUGACUCUGGGUUGGCUCUGAGGCUGGUGAACGGAGGUGACCACUGUCAAGGCCGGGUGGAGAUUCUGUACCGAGGCUCCUGGGGCACCGUGUGUGACGACGGCUGGGACACCAAUGAUGCCAACGUGGUCUGCAGGCAGCUGGGCUGUGGGCGGGCUAGGUCAGCCCUAGGAAAUGCCCACUUCGGCCAGGGCUCAGGGCCCAUUGUGCUGGACAAUGUGGCCUGCUCAGGGCAUGAGUCCUAUCUGUGGAGCUGCCACCACAACGGCUGGCUGUCGCAUAACUGUGGACACAGUGAGGACGCUGGAGUCAUCUGCUCAGGUGGGCCUGCAAGACAUUGGGCUUCUAGUUGGCCGUACCCAAUAACUACAACCACUGCGAGACCAUCUUUAAACUGCGGUGGCUUCUUAUUCAAUGACAGCGGGACGUUCUCCAGCCCAUCCUACCCGGGGUACUACCCCAACAAUGCUAAGUGUGUCUGGGAAAUAGAAGUGCGUUCUGGUUAUCGCAUCAACCUGGGCUUCAAAAAUCUGCAGUUGGAGCCCCACAGCAGUUGCAAUUUUGAUUAUGUUGAGAUCUUUGAUGGACCAUCGAAUAGGAGUAAUGUACUGGGGAAGAUCUGUAAUAACACCUCAGAAAUAUUCACAUCUUCUUCCAAUCGAAUGACCAUUCAAUUUCGGAGUGACAUCAGUUUCCAAAACAUCGGGUUUCUAGCUUGGUAUAACUCCUUCCCAAGAGACGCCAGCUUGAGAUUGGUCAAUGGAAACUCCUCCUAUGAUGGAUGCUCUGGGCGUGUGGAAAUUUACCACAGUGGCAGGUGGGGGACCGUUUGUGAUGACACCUGGACCAUUCAGAACGCCCAGGUGGUGUGCAGACAGCUGCAGUGUGGCUACGCGGUCUCUGCCCUGGGAAAUGCCUUUUUUGGCUCUGGCUCUGGCCCCAUCACUCUGGAUGAUGUCGUGUGCUCCGGGACAGAAUCCACCCUCUGGCAGUGCCGGAACCGAGGCUGGUUCUCCCAUAACUGUGGCCACCAUGAAGAUGCUAGUGUCAUCUGCUCAGGUCUUUUCUUUUCUUCACCAGCUCCAGUUGCCAACAUCACGCACCCGAAUACAAAUUAUUCCUGUGGAGGCUUCCUGUCUCAACCAUCAGGGACGUUUUCCAGCCCAUUCUAUCCUGGGAACUAUCCGAACAAUGCCAGAUGUGUGUGGGACAUUGAGGUCAGAAAUAACUACCGUGUGACUGUGGUCUUCAGCAACGUCCAGCUGGAAGGCGGCUGCAGCUAUGAUUACAUCGAGGUGUUCGAUGGUCCCUCCCAUAGCUUUCCACUCAUUGCUCGGGUUUGCGAUGGGGCCAGCGGCUCCUUCACAUCAUCGUCCAAUUUCAUGUCAAUUCGCUUCAUCAGUGAUGGCAGCAUCACAAGGAGAGGGUUCCUGGCUGAGUACUACUCCAGCCCUUCCAACGACAGCACCAGCCUGCUUUGUCUGCCAAAUCACAUGCAAGCCAGCGUGAGCAGGCUCUACCUCCAGUCCCUGGGCUAUUCUGCCAGGGACCUGGUCAUUUCCAACUGGAAUGGGAGCUACAGCUGUCAGCCCCAGAUCACGCCGAGCCAGGUCAUAUUCAGAAUCCCCUACUCAGGCUGCGGCACCAUCAAGCAGGUAGAAAAUGACACCAUCAACUAUUCCAACCUCCUGAAAGCAGUUGUGUCCAGUGGCAUCAUCACAAGGAAGAAGGACCUCCACAUCCACGUCAGCUGCAAGAUGCUCCAGGACACCUGGGUCAACACCAUGUACAUCACCAACGACACCGUCGAGGUGCAGGAAGUCCAGUAUGGCAACUUCGACGUGAAUAUCUCCUUUUACACGUCCUCCUCGUUCCUGUAUCCUGUGACCAGCAGCCCGUACUAUGUGGACCUGGACCAGAAUCUGUACCUCCAGGCUGAAAUCCUCCAUUCCGAUGCCUCCCUGGCCUUGUUUGUGGACACCUGUGUGGCGUCCCCUCACCCCAGUGACUUCACAUCUCUGACUUAUGAUCUACUCCGCAGUGGGUGCGUGAAGGAUGAGACCUACCGGUCCUACCCCCAGCCGUCUUCCCGUGUCGCCCGCUUCAAGUUCAACGCCUUCCACUUCCUGAACCGCUUCCCCUCUGUGUACCUGCAGUGUAGAGUGGUGGUGUGUAGGGCCUAUGACUACUCCUCCCGCUGCUACAGAGGCUGCGUGGUGAGGUCCAAGAGGGAUGUGGGCUCCUACCAGGAGAAGGUGGACGUUGUCCUGGGACCCAUCCAGCUGCAGACGCACCAAGUGAAGAAGAGGAGCCUGGGCAAGGGGUCACCCUCGGACCCUGCUGCCCACAACGGCACAGGUCCAUAACUCUUGUGGACUUGAAAUGUUUCUGUUGGUGUCACGUUCCAACUCAAAUUGAGCACCUACUGUGUACUAGGCACCCUGCAUGCUAUAUCUAACCAUACAAGUUGAAGCACCCAGUUCCUGCCUCCAUGCAAGGCUGUGGUAUCGGGCGUGGUCAACAUAGAUCUGCCUGGGUGGCUGUCAGCCUGACACCUUUAUCCUUUGGGGUCUGAACUCAUUUAUUAAAUGAAACUGUGAAUACUUGUCUCUCAGGACUGUUGAGAGGGUUCCAUAAAAUGAUGCUGA
Messenger RNA from Otolemur garnettii (small-eared galago), 4983 nucleotides. RefSeq names its product deleted in malignant brain tumors 1 (gene DMBT1). The record is from RefSeq and is a predicted model, not a curated record. NCBI's taxonomy places the organism in Eukaryota, Metazoa, Chordata, Mammalia, Primates, Galagidae. Gene Ontology annotation, cellular component: membrane.